AUGGAGGAGUCCGACGAGGCAAUGGUGCCUCACUCUGGGACGGGGAUGCCGAUUGCGGUGUAUCCGCCUCUACCACCGUAUACAGAUCCUGAAUUGACGUUGACCCGGGAAACAACGACACGAACGGUGGUAAUGCAGGGUGGGGAAACCCACCGCCAAGUUGAAGCACUGGCCCAGCACUCAGCGGCCGUGCAGCAAAUGACUGCUGAGCAGCUUGGACAAGUGAAGGCUCAGCAGGAGCAUCUGGCGGCCAAGACACCAGAAUAUCUUCAGCAACAGCACGACCGUAAUUCGGCCAUCCAUGAGCAACAGCAAGAUAUGAAGCAACAGAUGGAAGAGCAACGGCGAUUCCUAGAAAUACAGUUCCGGUUGUUGAAAGCGGCUGAAGAAGCUGUGGGUCUACAGGAGCAGCGCCUGGAGAGCCUAGCAGAGGCGGUGCAGCCUCAUCUUCAAGCGCGCUGGGGUGCGUUCGAGCAAGGAGCAGCACCUCCAUCGGUGAACCGCAGCUCUGAGAGGCCUGCUGUCACAGUAGCUGCUGCGGCCAACCUGCCGGUACCCCCGAUAUACCGAGGCAGCUCUAAGAAGGAGAACCGUGACUUCAUGUUUAGUUUAGCCAUCUGUACACGACGCAUUAAAGCGUUAAACCAAGGCACACAAGCGAGCAUAUUUGAUGAGAGAGAUAUUACAGAAACGGAAUGGAAGAACUACUUUUUGUCCGCUCACAUCCCAGAUCACACUGCGUACAAGACCCUGGAGAGAGAAGUGAAAAGUCUUUGCAUGAACAUUGAAUUGCAGGAUGCUGAAUCACGUCUUUCGCGUCUCAUGGCAGAUUUUUACACUAUCGUGGAUCGAUUAACCAUGGAAGACGGGAUUCAAACGGAACCAAAGAAAGUUGUCGGAUAUUAG
Molecule: messenger RNA, 906 nt
Organism: Phytophthora nicotianae INRA-310
Lineage: Eukaryota; Oomycota; Peronosporomycetes; Peronosporales; Peronosporaceae
Exons: 2
Coding region: 1-906 (301 amino acids)
Source: RefSeq, a predicted model, not a curated record